ACCCAAAGGUGCCAAGACUUGAGAGAGCAAUUUGAUCAAUUGAGAAAGUUGUAUUUUUGAUCUGUGACAAUGAAGCGCUUAAGUUUAAUGUGCGCUCUUGACUGACCUGUACACUCGCUGGACCCGUCUGCUCGCGUGCCCAUUUUCUUCUCUCGAUUGUGUUUGCUCGCAGAAUGAUGUUUCAUCUUGCUCGCGCGCGCAAUCUAGUGCUCGUUCAACUCUUGGAUCGGAUUUGAGAACAUAUUUAGCUGCCAUUGUGUUUUUAACGUUACAGCAAAGGGAACCGAUGCUAAAAAAGAGAGAUAACUAUGAAGACAUUUUGGAAGAGAGGAGGAACUCCAGCGACUUGAAAUAUGCAUUCGGGUGCUAUUCACGGGUUCUUUACAAGGGACUCACUCCCUGCAAUGCAAACAUGCUCAAGAAUAUCGUCUAUUCUGAUCAGCUACGCUAUGUGAUUAAUCAGGUGUCACAAGAGUCUGGCGAAGCCCAUGACAUCAUCCAGGAAGAGCCCUGUGUCAUUCUGGAGGAGAUGGCCUACCGGCUCCAGAUCAGCAUCGUCCACUUCUUUGCCUUCACCCUCAGCAAGCUCCAACAGGCCAUCCAGGAGCAUCCUGUGGUGUUGCUCCCCAGUCACUGUAGUUACAUGGACUUCCUGUUGAUGUCCUACAUUCUGUACACCUAUGACCUUGCCCUGCCUGUCAUCAUAGCCGCGGGAAGUAUGGGUGCUGAGGGUGCUGCAGCACCCCCUGAAAAAUCUGAAUAGAAAAGGAAAUAUAUACAGUACCAGUCAAAAG
This is a messenger RNA of Salmo salar (Atlantic salmon), 794 nucleotides long. The record is from RefSeq and is a predicted model, not a curated record. NCBI's taxonomy places the organism in Eukaryota, Metazoa, Chordata, Actinopteri, Salmoniformes, Salmonidae.